Molecule: messenger RNA, 2867 nt
Organism: Theobroma cacao (cacao)
Lineage: Eukaryota; Viridiplantae; Streptophyta; Magnoliopsida; Malvales; Malvaceae
Gene: PRL
Product: Minichromosome maintenance (MCM2/3/5) family protein
Biological process (GO): double-strand break repair via break-induced replication; DNA replication initiation; DNA strand elongation involved in DNA replication
Cellular component (GO): nucleus; MCM complex
Molecular function (GO): single-stranded DNA binding; ATP hydrolysis activity; ATP binding
Source: RefSeq, a predicted model, not a curated record
GUUCUCUCUGUCCAAUUCUCAUUUUCCAUCCUCACAUUUCUCUCUCUCGCUCGCUUGCUCUUUCACUCUCGGUGCUUGAAUCAUGAAGGACCUCGACUUCAACGCAGACAAAGUUCUCUCCAAGGAGUUCCUCUCAAACUUCGCAGAUGCGACUGGCGAGGCCAAAUACAUGAACAUUCUGCAAGAUGUCGCAAAUCAUAAAAUUAGAGCAGUGCAGAUCGAUCUUGAGGACCUAUUUAACUACAAAGACUUGGAUGAGGAAUUUCUCAGGCGGGUUACUGAGAACACUCGAAGAUAUAUUGGAAUUUUCGCAGGUGCAAUCGAUGAGCUCUUGCCGGAGCCCACUGAGGCCUUUCCUGAUGAUGAUCAUGAUAUAUUGAUGACACAGAGGGCUGAGGAUGGAACCAAUAAUGCAGAUGGGUCUGAUCCGCAUCAGAAGAUGCCUCCUGAGAUUAAACGUUACUAUGAAGUUUAUAUCAGAGCACCUUCAAAGGGGCAGGCAUUUACCAUUAGGGAGGUUAAGGCUUCAUAUAUUGGCCAGCUUGUAAAAAUAUCUGGUAUUGUGACCCGUUGUUCAGAUGUUAAGCCUCUGAUGCAGGUAGCUGUGUACACAUGUGAAGAAUGUGGCUAUGAAAUUUAUCAGGAUGUAACUGCUCGAGUAUUCAUGCCCUUGUUUGAGUGCCCAUCAAAGCGUUGUUCAGUGAACAAGACAAAGGGGAACCUCAUCCUUCAACUUAGAGCAUCCAAGUUUUUGAAGUUCCAGGAGGCUAAGAUUCAAGAGUUGGCAGAGCAUGUUCCAAAAGGUCACAUUCCACGGUCAAUGACGGUACAUUUUAGAGGAGAACUGACGAGAAAGGUAGCUCCAGGUGAUGUUGUUGAAUUAUCAGGGAUCUUUCUUCCUAUUCCUUACACUGGUUUUAGGGCACUGCGUGCUGGGUUAGUUGCAGAUACAUACUUGGAAGCCAUGUCUGUCACCCAUUUCAAGAAAAAAUAUGAAGAGUAUGAACUUAGGGGAGAUGAGGAAGAGCAAAUUGCACGUUUAGCUGAGGAUGGUGAUAUAUAUAACAAGUUGGCACGGUCAUUAGCACCUGAAAUUUAUGGACAUGAAGAUGUUAAAAAAGCUCUGCUUCUUCUUCUUGUGGGUGCUCCUCAUCGGAAGCUAAAGGAUGGGAUGAAGAUCAGAGGAGAUUUACAUAUUUGUUUGAUGGGUGAUCCUGGUGUUGCCAAAAGUCAGCUUCUUAAGCACAUUAUAAAUAUAGCACCCAGGGGAGUCUAUACCACUGGCAGAGGAAGCAGUGGAGUUGGUUUAACUGCAGCCGUGCAGAAAGAUCCUGUGACAAAUGAGAUGGUUUUGGAAGGUGGAGCCUUGGUGUUAGCAGAUAUGGGUAUAUGUGCUAUUGAUGAGUUUGACAAGAUGGACGAAUCUGAUCGUACAGCAAUACAUGAAGUUAUGGAGCAGCAGACUGUCAGUAUUGCAAAGGCAGGGAUCACCACAUCUCUGAAUGCAAGAACUGCAAUUCUUGCUGCUGCUAAUCCAGCCUGGGGAAGAUAUGACCUACGUAGGACUCCAGCUGAAAAUAUCAAUCUCCCUCCAGCCCUGCUAUCAAGAUUUGAUCUUCUGUGGUUGAUCCUAGAUCGAGCAGAUAUGGAUAGUGAUCUUGAGAUGGCAAGGCAUGUUGUUUAUGUGCACCAGAAUAAAGAAUCUCCUGCUCUUGGGUUCACUCCGCUUGAACCUUCUGUUCUUCGUGCAUAUAUUUCUGCUGCAAGAAGAUUAUCACCUUAUGUUCCAAAGGAGCUGGAAGAGUAUAUUGCUACAGCAUAUUCCAGCAUUCGGCAAGAAGAAGCAAAAUCGAAUACCCCUCAUUCAUAUACUACUGUGAGGACUCUACUCAGCAUUCUUCGGAUAUCAGCAGCGCUAGCAAGGCUUCGUUUCUCUGAAACUGUGGCCCAGAGUGACGUGGAUGAGGCUCUUAGGUUGAUGCAAAUGUCUAAAUUCUCUUUGUAUUCAGAUGAUCGUCAGAAAUCUGGUCUGGAUGCCAUCUCUGAUAUAUAUUCAAUCUUAAGGGAUGAAGCUGCAAGGGCUAACAGGAUGGAUGUGAGCUAUGCCCAUGCACUGAAUUGGAUCUCUAGAAAGGGAUAUAGUGAAGCUCAGUUGAAAGAAUGUUUAGAGGAAUAUGCUGCCUUAAAUGUGUGGCAAAUACAUCCUCACACCUUUGACAUCCGGUUUAUUGAUGCCUGAAGUUCCUGUAAAUUAAUUGGAGGCAACCCAAACGGGAGAGUAGGCUGCAUCCAUCAGCACUCAAAGGGAAAAGUGAGUGGGAAGUUUAUAAUCACAUCCGUUGCUUAAGUUGUUGUCCAAUGUACCCUUCUUAGUGUAGGUACUCAGCAUUGCAGACGUCAAAUACCAGCUGCUCGAGUUUGUGCUUCAUUUGAACCAUGAAAUAUGGAAGUGAUUAUUUAUCAGCGGAAUGAAUUUGCUUUGUUAACUAACCUGAUAAAACAAUCGUCAUUAACUUUAUCUUUUCUUUAAUCUUUCCUUCUGUUGUGUAGCACAUGGGAAUAUAUUUUGAUGGAUCGAUUGUGAACUGACUGAUGGUGGUGAAAGAAACAGUGAAAUUCUUGAGGACGAGGCUCACUGAUUGUUGAAAAGUACAGGAUUAAGCUUGCUGGCAACAAUUUCUCUGCCUUUCUAGGGUGUACUAGGUCCUGGGUAGUCUAGUACGGAAUAUCUGCUUUGUGAACGGCAUCAUCUUUUCAUGCUUUGGUUUAUCUUUCAUGUUAAAAGAAUGUGGUACCGCUGUCUAAUAUUAAUUUCACGAAAAGUGAAAAGGAAAGAUGAAAUCAUGAAGUAUGAUGAGGCCAUAAAA